This is a messenger RNA of Tilletiopsis washingtonensis, 3079 nucleotides long. RefSeq names its product putative DNA mismatch repair protein MSH2. Bases 93 to 3026 code for a protein of 977 amino acids. NCBI's taxonomy places the organism in Eukaryota, Fungi, Basidiomycota, Exobasidiomycetes, Entylomatales. Gene Ontology annotation, cellular component: nucleus; MutSalpha complex. Gene Ontology annotation, biological process: mismatch repair; mitotic recombination. The record is from RefSeq and is a predicted model, not a curated record. Gene Ontology annotation, molecular function: ATP-dependent DNA damage sensor activity; ATP binding; mismatched DNA binding. The transcript is spliced from 16 exons.
CCGACCUUCUCUCCACAUCCUCGCAUCCCCACACAGCAGCACACGCUCACUCACACACUCCGCCCGCUGCUCGCAUCCUCUCUGUCUCCGCCAUGUCUGGCCUCAUGUACGGCGCCGGCAGCUCCGGCUCCGGCGCAGGUGCCGGCCCCUCGGCCGCCGCCGACAAGCCCGAGCUCGGCCUGGACCAGGCGGGCGAGACGAGCUUCUGCUCGUUCUUCCGCGCGAUGCCGGCUGCUGCGGAGGGCACGGUGCGCCUCUUCGAUCGCGGCGACUUCUACUCUGCGCACGGCGCAGACGCUACUCUCGUUGCGGCGCAGGUGUUCCGCACGCACUCCGUCCUGCGCUACCUGGGCGCCGGCGGCAAGGCCAGCGGGCUGCCCUCGGUCACACUGGGUCGCGCUGCAGCCCGCGACUUUCUGCGCGACGCUCUCACUGCGCGACAGCUGAGAAUCGAGAUCUACGCCGGAGGCGGGAAGCGCAGCAACGUGUGGAAUCUUGUCAAGCAGGCCUCCCCUGGUAACCUGCAGCAGGUGGAGGACCUGCUGUUCUCGCAGAGCGACCUGCUCGCCUCUCCCAUUGUGCUGUCGCUGCGCCUCUCGAUGAUCGACGACGUGCGCACUGUUGGCGCAGCCUUUGCCGAUGCCAGUGCCCGCGAGCUCGGCGUGGCACAAUUCGCAGACAAUGACCUCUUCUCAAACGUCGAGAGCCUGGUCAUCCAGCUCGGUGUCAAGGAAUGCCUGCUGCCAGCCGACGACAAGAAUGCCGACUACGACCUGGCUCGUCUGCGUGCUGUGCUCGACCGCUGCGGCUGCGUGCUGACUGAGCGCAAGAAGGGCGAGUUUGUCGGCAAGAACAUCGAGCAGGACCUGUCGCGCCUCUUGGCAGACACGUCCGCUGGCUCUGCGCAGCCCGAAUUCGCCCUCAAGUCCGCCAUGGGCGCAUGCGCGGCCCUCCUUUCCUAUCUCAACCUGCUCGGCGAGGCGCACAACUUUGGCCAGUUCACGAUGCGCACGCACGACCUCUCGCAGUACCUGCGCCUGGAUGCGAGCGCUCUGCGCGCGCUGUCCAUCUUCCCUGAGCCCGGCGCGACGGGCGGCAACAAAAGCAUGUGCGUCUACGGGCUGCUCAACCGCUGCAAGACUGCGCAGGGCCAGCGCAUGCUGGCGCAGUGGCUCAAGCAGCCGCUCGUCAACGUCAUCGAGAUCCGCAAGCGCCACACCCUUGUCGAGACGUUCGUCGAGGACUCUGGCACGCGCCAGUCACUGCAGCAGGACCAGCUGCGCAUGAUGCCCGACUUCCACCGCAUCAGCAAGCGCUUCCAGAAGAGCGUCGCCACGCUCGAGGACGUCGUGCGCGUCUAUCAGGCCGUGCUGCGUCUGCCGCAGCUGCUGGAGCUCCUGGCAGAGACGCAGACUAGCUCCACCGAGGCCUCUGCGCUGCUGCAGAGCGCGUUUGUGGAGCCCCUGAAGGAGGCAGACGUCGACCUCGGCAAGCUGCUCGAGAUGGUCGAGGCGACGCUCGAUCUCGACGAGCUGCAGCAUCACAACUUCGUCAUCAAGGCCGACUACGACGACAAGCUGCGGCGCAUCAAGACGAGUCUCGACGCAGUGCGCGACAACCUCGACGACGAGCACCGCCGCGUGGGCAAGCAGCUCAACAUCGACAUCACCAAGCGGCUGCACCUCGAGAACCACUCGUCGUACGGCUACUGCUUCCGCGUCACCCGUACGGACGCAAAGGUGCUCUCAAACGACAAGAAGUCGUACAGAGAGAUCGCGACGACAAAGAACGGCGUGCACUUCACCACCACGGCGCUCAAGGAGCUCGGAGAGGACUUCCGCACGCUGACCGAGCAGUACACGGCCCAGCAAGCCGGCCUGGUCAAGGACGUCAUCGGCAUUGCAGCUUCGUACUGCCCGCCGCUGGAGCAGCUCAACGUCAUCCUCGCGACGCUUGAUGUCAUCAUCAGCUUUGCGCACGUCUCUGCGUGCGCCCCGGUGCCCUACACUCGGCCCACGCUGCACGAGAAGGGCAAGGCGGCUCCUCUGCGCGUGACGGAGGCGCGCCAUGCAUGUCUCGAGGUGCAGGACGAUAUUGCCUUCAUCCCGAACGACGUCGAGAUGGACCCGGCGUCGUCGGAAUUCCUCAUCAUCACUGGGCCGAACAUGGGCGGCAAGAGCACGUUCAUCCGCCAGGUGGGACUGCUCGCCUUGCUUGCGCAGGUCGGCUGCUUUGUGCCCGCUGCCGAAGGCGCCGAACUGCCAGUGUUCGACUGUAUCCUGGCGCGUGUCGGAGCCGGCGAUAGUCAGCUUAAGGGUGUCAGCACAUUCAUGAGCGAGAUGCUCGAGACGGCGACGAUCCUGAAGACCGCGACGAAGGACUCGCUGAUCAUCAUCGACGAGCUGGGUCGCGGCACCUCGACGUACGACGGCUUCGGCCUGGCAUGGGCCAUCUCGGAGUGGAUCGCGACCGAGAUCCGAUGCAAGACGCUCUUCGCGUCGCACUUCGCCGAGAUCACGAAUCUCGCCGCGCAGCAGGAGCACGUCAAGAACCUGCACGUCGUGGCGCACGUCUCGGAGCGGGCGGGCGACAAGGGCAAGGUCGCGGCGGCGAUGGGACAGCAGGACAUCACGCUGCUCUACAAGGUCGAGCCUGGCAUCGGCGACCGCUCGUACGGCAUCCACGUCGCCGAGCUGGCCGGCUUCCCGGAGUCAGUCACUCGUCUGGCAAAGCGCAAGGCGGAAGAGCUCGAGGACUUUGAAGACGAGGAUGGCGCUUCGCCGCUGCAGAUGCCGCGCGACGUGACGGAGAAGGGCACCGCCCUGGUCGAGGAGUUCCUGCGCACCUGGGCCGCUCGCUCGGCGGCGCUGGGCGCGCAGGCACGCGACGGCAUGGACGUCGAUGGCGAACCGCGGCGCAAGGUGUCGCCGCAGGAGGAGAUGGACGAGCUGCGGCGCACCGUCGACGAGUUCCGCCCGCGCUGCGAGAACGACCCCUGGGUGCGCGCCGUGCUCGAGAGCUUCUAGGCGGGCGCGGUGAUGAGGUGACAUUGCUAUGAGAUGUUGUUACAGAUGCUGCU